Molecule: messenger RNA, 6789 nt
Organism: Argiope bruennichi
Lineage: Eukaryota; Metazoa; Arthropoda; Arachnida; Araneae; Araneidae
Exons: 9
Coding region: 279-6116 (1945 amino acids)
Biological process (GO): tRNA wobble uridine modification
Cellular component (GO): nucleus; cytoplasm
Molecular function (GO): tRNA binding; S-adenosylmethionine-dependent methyltransferase activity
Source: RefSeq, a predicted model, not a curated record
ACUCUCCCAGCUGACAAGCACGUGAAAGAGAUGUUAACUCAUAAGCUUUAGAAAGGGAGCGUGAGAUCAUUCCGCAAUCGUGACAUGAGUUAUCUCCAUCGAGAAAAGAGACGCUCGUUUAAAGACAAACAGUAAUGUGAAUUGUCAUAAAAUUUUCCCGAAAGGUCUCUCUUUGUUUUGGUUCUUCUUUCAUAAUGAUUCAGGGUGAAUAACAAUUGUUGCCAAUUUUUUUUUUUUCCACACAAUAUUCAAGUUUUUGUCUGGAUUUGAAUCUCAGGAUGACGCAGAGCACAAUGGCGGGGGACAACCACGAAGAGCGGCAGGCCAGGUCUCUGGCCUUGGAGAAGGCGUAUGUCCACGAUGUGUACGACCAGAUCGCACCUCACUUCACCGACACCAGGUACAGGCCAUGGCCCAGGGUCAAGCAGUUUCUACUCGAACUGGAACCGGGAAGCCUGGUGGCCGACGUUGGCUGUGGCAACGGCAAAUACCUGGACAUCAAUCCAGACAUCUGGAAGAUCGGCGCUGACCGCUGCGCCGCUCUGACUGCUGCUGCCAGAGCUAAGAAUUUCGAGGUUCUGACGAGUGAUAACUUGCACAUGCCUUUUCGCGAUGAAACCUUCGACGCGGUGCUCUCCGUAGCGGUCAUCCACCACUUUGCGACGACUGACCGGCGAGUGGCAGCCAUCAAGGAACUCACCAGGGUCCUUAGGAUAGGUGGAAAGAUCCUCAUCACCGUCUGGGCCAUGGAACAAAGGCACAGAAAGUUUGAGUCCCAAGACGUUUUGGUACCUUGGCACGAGCCUGUUAAAAGCAGCAGUGAAGAUCGCGGAUCGUCGGUUGAACGUGAACUCACCAGUGCUACGACAAGUGAUGAUGACGUUUUAGUUUACCAUGCCUACUCGCACAUUUCGGAUAGCGAACAGCACUCAGCGGCUGUCAACAGAAAGAGACAGAAGUACAGAAACGGCCGAGGUCGGUAUCGGAGUGCGGACAGUGCGAUGUACUGCAGAAGGACAGCGGGCACGAGUAGCCAGAGCAGCUCCGAGUUGUCCAGUCCCAAUGAAACUUGCUACAGCUUCGUCAGGAGAGCUUUUCAGAGGCUGUCCAGUUCGGCAACUACUGAUUCGCCGUAUGAUACCUUCUCUAAGAAAUCGCCUACCAGGCCUUACUUCUACAGAUCAUGCAGGAAACCGUGUGUGUCAGAGAGCAUGGAAUUCGGGAAAUAUAACAAGGAUUCUGAUUCUGGAUCGCCAAGAAAAGAAUUCUGUCAACAGGGUAGUCUCGAUUCCGAAUAUCCAGAUCCUACUACAGAGGACGACAUACCUAUAGAGCUUCGAGGUCUGGAAGGUUAUGAGACCUGUAACAAAUGCGGCACCCCGACAACUGAGUUUGCGAAUUGCGAGUUGCGCGUAUGUGCUUCCUGCUUACCUGCAGAUCCUGAUACUGGAAAGAAGUCUCGUUCUCUUGGAGACUUUCUGAACAUGAUCCCGAAACUUCUUCGGGUGAAGAAAUGCGAGAAAGAGCCAAUGUCUGAUUUGCAUAAAAGGAUAUCCACCGCCAGUGACCCUAGAGAAUAUGUUGUUAAAACCAGGGGAAACGAUGUAAAUGGAAUUGUCCGAUCGAAAUCAACAGUGUCCAUGAUGUCCCGCCUGGAGGAGUUGAUGUCCAUGAGUCCAACGAGUGGAAGGGAGGAACUUCAAACAGUAGCGAAUCCUAACUGCCAGGCUGGACCCAGAUCCAAAACGAAACCUUCCAUUCUGCAAUCUUUCACUUCAACGGUCUUAGUUGAAGGAAGCAAUGGUACAAUCGAAAUUCGAGAUAACAAUGAAUUGAAGAAUACUCGAAGGUAUAACAGUCCCGCCGAUGCUCUUCAGAAGUUGAGACAAGAUGUGGAUUUGGAUGAACCUUUUGAAGUGGUCACCUUAAAGAAGUAUGAUGGAGAAAAAGAAAUUAACUCUUGUGGUGAAAAGAAAUUGCAGAAUAGUGAAUCUGUAAGCAUUAAGAAGAAAUCAUCCCUGAAGUCCUCGAAUUCAUCUGGUCAAAAGAAGAAAAAGGCAGAGAAACAUUUUGACUUCAGCAGUGAAAUUUCCCCGCCCGAACCACCUGAUAACACUGAAUUAAAGCCUGAAAGUGAGUCUGAAGGUCACCUUUCUUCAUAUUUUUCCAUGCCAGAACUUUACAAAUUAACGCACGAUCAAAUACCAGAAGAACCUAUUAUAAUUCCUCAAAAACAGAGGCAUAUUAGUUUUUACGAAAAAGCAGCUCAAAAUAUAUUUGACGACACAUCUUCCGAAUCGAAUGACUUGAGUUCAAGAAGGCGUGACUCUCCUCUACAUUACACAGCUAGAGAAAGAACAGUCACCAGCACACCUCAACGAGGAUUGGUCAAAAGAAGUCUUAGUGUAGAUACUGGCGAUAAUAGUUCCUCAUCUCACCAAACGCCGAGGAGAUUUUCGGCUUCUGCAGCUCAGGGAGUUUUAGCCUCUGCGCUAAGGACUUACUCUCUUCCUAGAAGUUGCAGCAGGGGUAGUUCAGUCAAAAGCGACACAAGCGUCGACAGCGAAGAGUCAAUCGUUUCUGUUAUACCCAGGAAAGGCAACAGCAUAACAAGUGACACAAGUGUUGAUAGUGAAGAAAGUGUGAUAUCCGUUAUACAAAGGAGUACUAGUGAAAUUGACACUCUCGGUUCCCAGAAUGGGCUCAGAAACAAUAUCUCAAGAUUCGGUAGUCGCUCUGCGCAAGCAUCACCUGUCACAGUACUGAGUAGUCAAACCUCUUCCGCAGAAUCUUCACCCCCUCAGUCGGGUAAAAACGAUGGAAGAUUUCCUGGGUCUGUUGGAGUUAUUGACCAAUUGUUGCAACAACAGCAGCAGUUGCUUUACUCGUCAUCUGAUACUCAUUCAAGAUCAGAAGCAUCAGAUCAUUCAGUUAGAGCAAGGAGGUAUCUUCUUAGACCUAUAUCUGAUCCGAAAAUAGAAGAGAAGUUGUCGAAUCCGGAAGAACUUUCCAACAGCUUCGCUAAUAGACUUAAUAAUAGUAUACAUAUGCCUAAAACAAACCAAGGGAGCUCUGUUUUAUCAGAAGCAAGUAAACCUCAGAUUAAAGAAAAGACGACUGACACAAAAUCAAACGCUACACCAGCUGUUCCAGUUAAGCCUUUAGUUUCAGACACUUCAUCAGAGUGGAAGGAGGAAAAGAAAGAACAAGCUGACGGAGAACUGUCAAAGACUCCUUCACCUGUUGGGCCGUUUCAGUACAUUACUGAUCCUCUCAUAACUGGAGUGGAACCUCCCCAAGAGGUUGGUAUAGAUGCAGAUCAAAUUUUACCAUCAACUAGUGAGACGGAAUCAAAAUCCAAAAGUAUCCGUUUCAUGGCAGAAGUCACAAAUUUAGGGCAAAAUGGCAAAACUAUCCCUGAAAUGCGGAAAACUCCAAAUGGAUUCAUCGAAUCUGUGCUGAAAAAUGCUAUUACUAAGAAAGGAAUCAUAGAUGUGGCCCCCUGUGAUACAGAUCAAAUAGUUGCCACUGCGGUUGUCAACACAUCAGUAGAUCUCCAAAAUAGUAGUUCAAAGAUUUCAGAAGAAUCACGUGAAUCAUUAUCAACUAAAGAAGAAUGUCCGUCGGUAAACGCCAGUACAAGUAAGAUUUCCGAAGAUCAAAAACUAAGUAAAAAUAAAGAUAACGAUAUGCGAAAGUCUUUUUUUAAGCUAAGAGAACGAUUAGAGAGUUUGGCUUCAAGCCAAAAUGCCAUGCCAAAUUUUGAAAUCUUCAAGAAUGUAAGCCACUCUUUCGGAUCAUUGCGAAACAUAAAAGAAAAGGUAGAAUCUGAAACAACUCCAAACGAAAGUCCAAGAGAAAGUAAGAUUUCCCCUACACCAAAAAGUCUUAAUGACAGUAGACAGUCAUCUUUGGAUGAGUCCAGCCAAGUUACAUUAUCUGAUGAAUCAGUCAUGUCUGUUGAAGGAACGUCAUCAGUUUCGGAUGAAAAUGAUUACAAGAAGACGGAUGAUGAAGAAGAAAAUCCUGACAGCAGUCAAAACUUAACGGUACGGAGAGUUGAUAGAGAAAAAGUCAUUGCAAAUUCACAAACAGCACCUUUAAAUGCCUUAACGGAAGUGGGUCAAUCUUCACAAAAACAUUGUCAAUGCAAGAAAUGCGAAUCUUGCACAGAAAAAUGUUCUUCAGGAUUACACAAACCAUCCAAAUCAGCUUCUUUUAGUGACACUGAAUUGCAUUUGAAGAAAGGUGUAGUGAGAUGUCCACUCCGGAAACGGCUCAGAAGAUCUUGUGUUACUAUCGAUGAAGUGGAGUGCCGAGAAUUUAUGUCAUCAGAAGACACUUCUCCUUCGUCUUCAGUUUCACUGGAAUGGAACGAUUUUGAUAAAAUAGAUGCCGAUCCCCAUGUAUGCACGGCCUGUUGCAGUGGUUGCGGUAUAACAACUAUUAUUGAAGGAGAACCGAGAGAUGAACCAGCUAUAGAGAUAUGCUGUGACGACGUAAAUGUCCAAGAGACAGAGAACAAAUUCAAUAUCGUAGAUAAGGAAAUGUGCGUUUUCUUUGAGACCUCAUCCUCGUCUCUUGGCAAAUCUGCAUCAUCGUCUUCAAAUGCUACAGAUUUUUCGACGACUUCUGAUCGCUUCCGAGGUGUUAUGCAGAGGGAGAAAUCCGAUGACAGAUCAUCGAAAGAAAGCGACAGCGACAACUUGAGCAAGCUGUCAGACGUAGAGGGGAGGUCGGACUCAGCCUUCUCCGAAGACAUGGCCAAGAAGACAGAUCCAAUUUCUUCAUCUUCCUCUUCUUUGGAUGUUCUGGACUCUGUUCGAACGAAAGUCAUCAAUGAAAGUGAAUGCGAUGGAACAUUAGGAACUUCAAAACAGAACUCCAGUUGGGUUCUGGACAAUAUAGAUGAGAUACCAGACGAUGAUCAGAGUCAUGAUGGAGAUGAAAAAGCUAACAGUGCUGAUAAAUCUCCUUCUAAUUCAUGGAAGCCAGAGAAAUCCAUGGAUUUUGCUCAAAGGCGUGAAAACUUUUUCAGUUCCGCCGCUGAUUGCAGAGACAUGUAUAGAAUAACAUUUGACGAUAAAAGGAAGAAAAAGAAGGAAAAUGAAGAUUGCAACAAUUCUUCGAAUUCAGAGUUUAAGGAUCCUAUUGAGGUAGGAAUGGCGAUACCAGAAAUUGCACCAGGUUUGAUGGAAUUUUUUCCACCUCGAAAAAACCAAGAGGAUGAUGAACAGACAACAGGUAUCUUAGCAGAAUUAGUUGGAACACUUUCGGGGAUAUCGUCAUUGGCAUUCGGUGAUAUAUAUCCCAAGCAAGAACCCAAAAUUGAAGAUUUCAGUUCAGAUGAAUCUGUAGGUAUCUCAACUUUCGAGAAAGUCCUUACUUCUGGUGCUACAACCUAUAGCAAAAGUCGUCCUAAAAAGUCAUCGGGACAUCAGAAAGAAAAGGGUUCUGAAGAAAUAUCAGAGAAAAGAUGUAACAACAAAAAAUUGCAAUCGAAUGGCAUAGAUUUUGGCACUUCAUAUAGCGACACAGACAACACAAAGAUGGAAAUAAAAGACAUGGGGCAGGCAUUUGUGAAACUCCCACCGGAGAACAGCCCCCGUCUGAACUCUGAAUCGAAGAACAGCAAUAUUCAGAAUUCCGAAGUCAAAACGGAAAAAAUCACUAAUGGCUCAAAUCCUGCACAACCGGUUCAGAACGAAAAGAAGAUACCCGAAAAACUUAAGAUCCUUAACCGGACUUCCCAGAGUGUGUGUCUGGACAGAGUACGCCAAAGCUCUUUCGAGAAAGACGACGAGCAAUUCACCCAGUCUGCACCCUGCUCCCCGAGAAUGAAACCAAGACAAAGGUCAGUGGAAGAGGUAUUGACCAGCAGUCGGAACGAACUGAGUAGAAAUUCAUCCCUGUCCCAGUCCACAUCCCAAGAAAGUCUUCCAGGAAACGAAACUGGGGGACUGAUGUCAUACCACAGGUACUACCAUGUCUUCCGACAGGGUGAACUGGACAACCUCAUAGAAACCCAUGUGGACAACUUGCACAUCAUCUCCUCGUAUUAUGACCAUGCCAACUGGUGUGUGGUCGCGGAAAAGGUUCAAGUGUGGACGAUCUAGGAAAAUAAACUACAUAAUAACUUGUUUCUUUUCAUUUCUGUUAACAAGAAGGAGCUUAUGAAGGCCAGGAGGAGAUGGUAGCAACAUAUAAUUAUCGUAUUCGUUGAAAAGAAUGCGGAGACUCAAUUGUUCGUUAAAAAUGUAUUUGUAUUUAUAUAUAUCUAUCUAUACAUACAUACAUAUAUAUAUAUAUUUAUACCUUCUUCUCAUCCACCAUUUUACUCUUUUAAGAUAUUGUGAUGUUUAGUUUCUGUAAUGGCAUUGAUAUCUGAGUAUUGCACUGCCACAGUGACUUGACAAAGAAGAGGUGAAAGAGAAAUUAAAUUAGAUGAAAGAGGACUCAGUAUCUGUAUAUAUUAAAUGGGAUCUUUUAUUUAUAAAGAAAAAUUAAAACACAUUUUAUAGUGCAGUAUUGUUCGCGUAGCAGCAAAGACGUUUUUUACAAUGUUUCAACUUAAGAUAUUUUCAAUUUAAGAAUUCAAAGGAAGAAUUUGAGGGAAAAAAUUAUGAAUUUUUUUCUCAGUUUUUGAGUGAUUGUUCUGAUAUUUUCAUAACGAUAUUCUUACGAAGAUCAUUCUUAAACUUUAAAAGAAAUUCAUUGUUAACUUUUUAGCAAGAAAUAAAUAAAACACGUUAAGAUAUUUCAUACAAAUUCAUCUGUAAUAAAAGUGUA